Molecule: messenger RNA, 1663 nt
Organism: Eucalyptus grandis
Lineage: Eukaryota; Viridiplantae; Streptophyta; Magnoliopsida; Myrtales; Myrtaceae
Exons: 1
Coding region: 238-1419 (393 amino acids)
Source: RefSeq, a predicted model, not a curated record
UGGACCGGGAACCUUACAAUCUCCUCUGUCUCUCUCCUGCAAAAGGAGAAGAACACUGUCUCUCUCUCUUGCUCUCCGCUUCGAUUUUGCGCUUCGGCUGGUCCUAUUUCGGAGAACCCAUCUUGGGAUUCCUUCGUUUUCACUCUCUCUCUGAAUCAAGAUUCCAUCUUGCUGAAGUUUUUUGUGGUUUUUUUUCCCUUCUUUUUUUGGGUUGGGGGGGUGGGGGUGUUACAAGAAAUGAAGGGAGUGAAGGGGAAGCUGCUGAAGAAGCUCAAGACGAUCAAGCCCAUCGGGUAUCUGAAGCAGGACACGAUCCUCCACCUGAACGCCUCGGAUGGGUACGUCGAGGCCUUCUUGAAGAAUCCGAUCAUGAAGGCUCAGACCAUGCUGUUUCCCAAGGAUAAUUCCGAACGGAGCCUGAAGAAUCAGGGCGGUGUCGUGGAGGCGCAAGAGCCGGAGGUCAUCGACGUCACGGAGCUCAUGAAGGAUCUCGACGAUGCCGAGAUGGAGUGCGGGGAGGACGAGGAUUUGGAGAAUAAGGAGAACAUUGGUCCGAAUGUCAAUGGGGAGAGCGCGUUUCUUGGCAAAGAGAACUGUGAGAAUGUGCUCGUGAAGUCGGAGCUGGAAUCGUCUCCUGAUGAGGCGGCUUCAAGAUUGUCUGAAGCAGAGGAGCUACCCAGAAACAGUUUGAAGACCCCGUUAUCGGAAAUCAAUGUGUCGAAUUUUAGGCGGCCGGAUUUGAAUUCGUCAACUCUAUUCGAUCCUAACCUGCUCGCAGCAUUUGAGCAGGCCGUGAAGGAGCACAUUAAGAUCAGCCAAGAAGAGAUGAGACCAAGAAUUGAGGCAGAGCCAGGUGAUUUAGAGAAGAGCUGCGACGAGCCCCCUUCCAAAACUCGUCGAAUUGAGGAGGAGGAGGAAGACGAUGACGAUGCUGAUCCACUGUUGGCAUUUGAAGAGAAGUGCCCGCCUGGAGGCUGCGGCGCAGUAAUCUUCUACACGACCAGCCUCAGAGGCAUAAGAAAGACAUUCGAGGACUGCGGCAAGAUUCGUUUCCUCCUCAACAGCUUCCGCAUCCUAUACUGCGAGCGAGACGUGUCGAUGCACACCGAGUUUAAGGAAGAAUUGUGGGAUGUCUUGGGCGGGAAAGCGGUCCCGCCGAGGGUGUUCAUUAAGGGGAGGUACAUCGGUGGAGCUGAACAAGUGCUGGGGUUACAUGAGCAAGGCAAGCUCAAGAAGAUUCUUGAGGGAGUCCCGAUCGAUAGCUCUACCGGUCCGUGUGAAGGUUGCGGUGGUAUGAAAUUCGUGGUGUGUUUUAAAUGCAACGGCAGCCACAAGCUCGUCGGCGAAGACUCGCCGGUGGCGACUAUAUGCUCAGAUUGCAAUGAGAACGGCCUGAUUAUUUGCCCACUUUGCUGUUGAGAGAAUUCACCUCAUUUCUGAUCAUUUUUCCCCUGGUGUGGUCCCCAAUUUACUUGUUUCAUUGUAAAGCUCCUAUAAAAUAUACAUCGGUUGGGUGCUCUUUCCUCCCAUCAAGUUCUCUUACACUAAAACUUGUAUGGGCAUUGGGUUGGUCUAUGUUUGCUGAAUAUAUUCUGUAAAAUCUGAAGACAAAUAAAUCUUCCUGGCUUUCAAUACAAGCUCUCAAGCAUUCCAUUUGGCAAAA